Molecule: messenger RNA, 1513 nt
Organism: Zootoca vivipara (common lizard)
Lineage: Eukaryota; Metazoa; Chordata; Lepidosauria; Squamata; Lacertidae
Gene: CD63
Product: CD63 molecule
Biological process (GO): regulation of vascular endothelial growth factor signaling pathway
Cellular component (GO): plasma membrane
Source: RefSeq, a predicted model, not a curated record
GUUCUGGAGAAGUGUGACGCGAGAGGCGGAGCCCGCCAGUAUAAGACGCUCCGCCGACGCGGCGCUCCGCUUACUUGCUACCAAGUUGGGAAGCGCGCUCUGCUGUUUGUUGGCUCGACGGCCCUUGGGGACGAGGAAGUCGUUGGACGGGACAGAUACGCAAAAUGGGGGUCGACGGUGGUAUGAAAUGCGUUAAAUUCCUGGUUUUUUUCUUCAACUUCAUUUUCUGGCUCUGCGGCAUUGCUCUGAUUGCCUUGGGCAUUUAUGUACAGAUUGAACUCAAACACACUCUGGUGAUGACCAGCGCCUCUGCUUCGGGCCCUCCCAUUGUCAUCCUGGCUGUUGGAGUUAUAGUCUUCUUCAUCUCCUUCUUUGGCUGCUGCGGAGCAUUAAAAGAGAACUACUGCAUGGUCACCACGUUUGCUGUGCUGCUGACACUGAUCUUCCUGGUGGAGAUUGCAGCUGCCAUUGCUGGCUACAUCUACAAAGAUGAGAUCAAAGCAGUGAUUGACAAAGAAAUCCGGGCAGAAAUAGCAGUCUACAAAAACGAUGGAAAGGUUGCCAAGGUGUUGGAUGACUUGCAGGAGAAGUAUAGCUGUUGUGGAGCCUUCAAUUACACGGAUUGGUUUAAUGGAACGACGUCCUCAAAUAUACCUCCAUCAUGCUGCAAACGCAAUGACACCGAUUGCCGAAACAAUCCAACCGUGGACAGAAUCAACCAGGAGGGCUGUGUGGUAAAAAUAGAAGCCUGGUUGAGAAAACACAUCAUAAUUGUAGCUGGAGUGGCAUUGGGCAUUGCCUUCUUUGAGCUCCUGGGCAUCAUUUUUGCUUGUUGUCUCAUGAAAGGAAUCCGCAGUGGCUAUGAGGUUAUGUAGCCACAUCUCAACUUAUCGCAUCUGGUUACUGCAACAGCAAUCACAGAAACCCUGGGAUAUUUCUGUCUCCUUUUCUGGGGGUGCAACUGACCAUUAUAUAUGCCUGUAGAACAGGCGCUGGGUGAAUGUCUCCUCUUCUGUUGCCUUUCUUGAACACGUAUGCCGCCCUCCCAAGGAUUCACAUGUUGCCUUAUCUCCCCCCCCCCCCAAAUCCCCUAAUGGGAUGUUUCCCUCAAAGUUCCUGUCUUCUCAUUCAACACUCCAUUCCUACUUCAAAAGUUGUAUUAGCUUUCAUGCUAUAUCACGAUCUAGUGGGCAUCUUGUGAUACACGACUGCUUUUGUAUUCCAGCAGAUUUUUUUAGUCCCUUUCAUAGGCCUGAGCGAGGGCCUUUGAACUUUUGCUUCUCCCAGAUUCAAUCUUCAAGACUUCUGGACUGCAGCAUUUUCCCUGACACCUCACCUAAUAAGUAGACUGCUAUAUACUUUAGGAUGCUCCUUUUUCCCCCCUUGGAAAGAGUCUGUUUAAUCAAGUGAGAAUAGUUGUUUUGGAAACCACAAUGGGAUGGAAAAUUGUGGGGAUUUUGUUUUUUAGCCAGUAAUUCACUAUUUGGAAAAUAAAGACAUUGUUUCUCCCAUG